ACUCGAGACGUUGCGGGAACCUUCAAGGGAAAGUCUUGAAAGCGGUGAUUAAUCAAAUUAUCUCAACCUGUCAACCGUCUACUCCGACACAAACUUUUAUUGAUCCUACAUUUCAGUAGUGACGAUAACCUCACUUUAGUAUUAAUACAGCAAACAAUGAUUCCACAACUUAUCUGGACAUUACUGUUACUUCAAGUAGCUUACGCUGCACCGACUGCAGCUGAUUUGUCGAGGAUCGUCAAUGGCACGGAUGCGUCCAUCAAUGAUUAUCCUUUCAUGGUAUCUUUGCGGGGCAGCACUGGCCGUCAUUCCUGUGGUGGAAGUAUUCUCAACGAAAACUGGAUUCUGACAGCUGCACAUUGCGUCAACUACUACACAACUCCUCUGUUGCAAUCGGUUCAGGUUGGCAGAACGGAUGUUUCAUCAGAAAUCGACGAGUCCGUUUAUUGGAUUGACGAUGUAAUCAUUCAUCCGUUUUACGAUCCGAGUAAUAGCCUUAUCUUUGACGUGGCGUUGCUGAAACUGAAGAAAUCGUUGGUUUAUGACGAAACUAUUAAACCGGUUCAACUUCCUACGGAAGAGUAUGAGGAAUUGGAUGAAUCCGAUUUAACCGUAACCCUUAUCGGAUGGGGAUUGAACGAAACGGAUGGAGUUCUUCCUACCACCCUGCAGAAAGUUGACUACUUUGUAGUACCAAAUGAAAAGUGCAACAAUUUCCACAGCGAUCACGUCUAUCCGAAUCAAAUUUGUGCUGCCAUACCUGAGGGCGGAAAAGGGCAGUGCAAUGGUGAUUCCGGAGGUCCACUGUUACAUAAUGGAGUUCAAGUCGGCAUUGUGUCAUGGAGUAGAAAGCCUUGCACUAUCGCGCCUUAUCCAGGAGUGCUGACCAAAGUGUCAUAUUUCAUCAAGUUCAUCAAAGAAACUAUAAACGCAUGAGAGGCCAAAUGAAUGGUUUCCAUGUCAAAAUGAGGCUGUUAUCAGUUUACAAGUAGACAAUGUUUGUUUCAACCAGCACCGAUAAUAGACAAACACCAGUUAACAAGUUUAGAUUGAAACCAAUAUCAUUUCAAACACAACAAUGAAUUUACAAGCUAUUGAAUUAUCUGGUAGUUAAAAUCAAUGAGCACGACGGGAAAAAUUAU
Molecule: messenger RNA, 1142 nt
Organism: Malaya genurostris
Lineage: Eukaryota; Metazoa; Arthropoda; Insecta; Diptera; Culicidae
Product: chymotrypsin-1-like
Exons: 4
Coding region: 157-936 (259 amino acids)
Biological process (GO): proteolysis
Molecular function (GO): serine-type endopeptidase activity
Source: RefSeq, a predicted model, not a curated record